This is a messenger RNA of Prorocentrum cordatum, 327 nucleotides long. Lineage: Eukaryota; Dinophyceae; Prorocentrales; Prorocentraceae. The record is from the annotation of a GenBank genome assembly.
GACCAAAGACGUGGCAGCUGAAGGUGCGGCUCUACAUCUUGGCGGCAAGGGUGAGCGUGCAGGCCGUGAGGUGGCAGCUGAAGGUGCGGCUCUACAUCUUGGCGGCAAGGGUGAGCGUGCAGGUGGCACCUCCCCUGUUAGUCCGACUGAGGGUGCUGCUGGGGAUCGCGAGCGGCCAGGCCGAGGCUUGGCAGCUGAGGGCGCGGUGCUUCCUCCUGGCGGCAAGGGUGAGAGUGCAGGAGGCGCCUCCCCUGUUAGACCGGCUUCUGAGGGCGCUGAUGCGGCGCGCGCGCGCCCAGGUGCUGGAGCUCGUGCUCCUCUGCGCAG